AUUAAAUAUAUUAUUUUUUUAUAUCAAAAAAUAUAUAUAUUAAAAUGUCGAGAGAGUCCGGUAGAAGGUCCGUGGAUAUGGGCACCGUGAACCGAAGUUUGAGGAGAGGCAAAGCUAAAGCCACCUCCGACGGUUCGACCUCACGCGUUUCUCGAGGAAGACACUCCGUCUCUUCCUUUCCUACUAUCCCCGAUCACUUAAUCGGGGAUGCUAUGACGGAUGAAGAAUUCGACCAGAUUUAUUCUGGUAGAGGGGACGCAAAUCUCCCCACUCUUGAUAGUGUAUUCGAAGAUCUUGAUGAAGCAAAUCUUGAUAAUCUGGACGGGGACGAGGAGCCUACACCGCAGAGCAACGACGUCGACGUGGAGGUAGGUGAGCCCGAGACCUCUCGAGGUCCGGAUAAAG
This is a messenger RNA of Cuscuta campestris, 405 nucleotides long. NCBI's taxonomy places the organism in Eukaryota, Viridiplantae, Streptophyta, Magnoliopsida, Solanales, Convolvulaceae. The record is from the annotation of a GenBank genome assembly.